AUGAGCGCCUCCUGCGAGGGAGGGUUUUCACUGCUGGCCCUGUCCCAGCCCGCGCUGCUGGAGGUCUUUGCGUCCCUCACGGAGAUGCGCGACUCAAUCGCACUGUCGCUGGCCAGCAAAGAGCUGUGGGAGCUCGGCGCCGCCAGCCGCCGCCGUGCCCUGUGCUGCGCCGCCUGCCACCACGCGGUCGUGCCGGACGCCGCGGCGGCCUUCAGCAGCGACACCUAUCGCGAGGCGCCCCACCUGGGCUUGCCAGACGGAGACAGCCACGCGUUUGAUGCGGAGCAUGCCGAGCUGCGCAUCCGCGGGGCUGGCGGCCCCGGCCACGAAGUGCGGGUGCAGCAUGUGCAGUGCGGCGGCUGUGGCCUGCACCUGGGCGUGCGCCUGGUGCAGCUGGGCAGCCUGAGGGCAGGCGCGGCGGCGGCAUGCAUCCGGCACUGGCGGGAGCUUCAGGUGCUGGGCGCCUGCUUCCUGGCGCGCCGCUACCUGCGCCUGCGCGCGCCAGACGGGCGGGAGGAGCUGCUGGGGCGCCCCCUCCCGCCCUCCGCCCGCGCGCUCUACCGCUGCACCGCCGCGCGCAGCAGCCUGCGGAGGCCCGGGGAGUGCGGCGCGGCGCUGUUUGAGCAGCGCGACGUCCUGUCGCGGCAGCACUGCUGGGAUGCGGGCGGCGGCCCGGAGCGUGCCCUGUACAUCAACGGUUUCCGCCCCGGGGCGGUGGUGGAACGCAACGAGCGGCAGGAGUCGCUGUGCCAGGGAGAGAUGCGGGUGGCGGAUGUGCACUGCACGGCCUGCGCCGCACGUAUCGGCUGGCGCUUCUGCCGAGACCUGACGCCCGCCCUGGACAACUGCAACCAGGUAGGGCGUUUUGGGGUGGUGCGAUCCAGCAUUGAGAAGGACGAGCACGCGGGCACCUGA
This is a messenger RNA of Chlorella variabilis, 915 nucleotides long. RefSeq names its product expressed protein. The record is from RefSeq and is a predicted model, not a curated record. Bases 1 to 915 code for a protein of 304 amino acids. The transcript is spliced from 4 exons. NCBI's taxonomy places the organism in Eukaryota, Viridiplantae, Chlorophyta, Trebouxiophyceae, Chlorellales, Chlorellaceae.